This is a messenger RNA of Poecile atricapillus (Black-capped chickadee), 3231 nucleotides long. It is a transcript of the gene PRKAB2, whose product is annotated as protein kinase AMP-activated non-catalytic subunit beta 2. Lineage: Eukaryota; Metazoa; Chordata; Aves; Passeriformes; Paridae. Gene Ontology annotation, biological process: signal transduction. Gene Ontology annotation, molecular function: protein kinase binding. Gene Ontology annotation, cellular component: cytoplasm; nucleotide-activated protein kinase complex; nucleus. The record is from RefSeq and is a predicted model, not a curated record. The transcript has 8 exons. Bases 1569 to 2393 code for a protein of 274 amino acids.
CGCUGACGGGAGGCGGUGGGUGAGGCGCGGCUGGGUGUAGCGGUGUCGCGGAGCCCGCAGCGGUGCGGACCCCUCGGGAGGGCCCGGCUCCUGCCGCUGUGUCCCGCUCUUCCCCCGGGUCACGGCAGAGCCGCGGGCGCCCGUGGGCCGAGCCCGCCCUGACAGCCCCGCCGAGCCGAGCCUGAGCCCCAGCCCUGCCUGCUCUGUGGGAGAUUUUCCGCCCCCGCUUUCCCAGCUCACCCCCUUAACCUUACGGCAACCUCAGGGCUCAGCUCUGGUUCCUGUCUCCGAACGAGGGAGAGCCCGGGCAGAUCGGGUGGUGUCAGCCCGGGGAGAUGCUGGACCCCGUCCUUCCCUCAAAACCCCCUGGGAAUGCCUGCCAGUGCUGCUGGAGACCCCAGCCCCGCUGCAGAAAGCCCUGGGCUCCGUGCCGCCGCUCCCCGGGGCGGCCACGGGCCGGCUGCGAGAGGCAACAAGCGCGGCACAUCCCGGGGAGGGAACGGGGAUAAUUCACUUGUCAUUUUCCAUAUGAGAAGAUGGGGCUGGCUGGAAGCGAAAGGCUCUGGUGAUGGGGAAAGCAGGCACCCACCUUGCUGUGGGCUGCGGCUGGCAGGGGGUCGCUGCCAGACUCGGAGUGAAUGUCCAGUCCUGACUGGACAUUCGGAGAUCCUGAGAUGCCGUGGAGGUUUGCUGGGGCUCUGGUGUUGGCAGCAUUUCCAUCCAUGAUUUGGAUGUACCUGUGUCACACCACCUCCCAGUGCUACGAGGGCUGCUCUGGGUGCAGGAGGGUUUGAGCUGUAAAAGUUAGUUCAGCAAAGCCAGGUAUUGCAGGCUGUGCACAAAGACCCGGGUGCCUGUGUGUGAGAUGCUGGGGAUUCACAUGGCACACGCCAGACAGGAGCCACCGCUUGGGAUAAGCCUCAGGGAGUGUUUGGAGAGCGUGACCUGCAAGGGACAGAGGGACUGGAAUCCUUUUAGAGAAGAGAAGGGGAAGCUUCACGCCUGCACAGAUCUCCCAGGUCUGUCCUGCUACAAGGGAAGCUCAGCCUUUCUUGCCUUCCUCCCUGGAGAUGAGAAGUAAGGGAGCCUUAGUGGAAAUACUGGAGAGGAAACUCCACAACAGCAGGUCUGGUGGUACAGGGGCACUUUUUGUGAGGAACUGUCUGAGUCUCCUCAGAGCAGAGGGGGAAGAUGUCAGAGCAAGAGGUGUAGCUCAUCUGACCUGGAUCUUCAGGUAUACUUGAUCUGCACUGAGAGGAGUGGAGGUAUGGGUUAGCUGCCCACUCGAGCUGCCUUUUAGCCCUCAGGAUUUAAGAAAUACCAUAGUAAUUGCUCCAUAAUGUUCUAAAGCCUGGCUUUGGCUGGCAGACUCACUUGGCACCCCUCAUAUAACUUGAUCUUUUAAACAAGUCACCAAAUGUCACAAGUGAGCACAUGAAGCAAGGCUGGCUGUCCCCUUGCUUGCUUUGCAGAGCCCACAGUAAGCUGAAAGCUGCAAAAUAAGCCUGGAAGUGGGCAAGAACCCCAAUCCAUCUCAGCUCCUGGGAAGAGGGGGCUGCUGAGCUGCCAUGGGGAACACCACCAGCGAGCGGGUGUCUGGGGAGCGCCAUGGCUCCAAAUCCCACCGCUCCGACGGCUCCGGUGCCUCCCACCCCGCCAAGGAGCACCCGCACAAGAUCAUGGUGGGCAGCACCGACGACCCCAGCGUUUUCAGCUCCCAUGACUCCAAGAUUCCUGGGGACAAGGAGUUUGUGUCGUGGCAGCCAGAUCUGGAGGAGUCAGUGAAACCAUCCCAACAGGCUCGUCCAACUGUCAUACGCUGGGCUGAUGGAGGCAAGGAGGUCUUCAUCUCUGGAUCCUUCAACAACUGGAGCACCAAGAUCCCACUCAUCAAGAGCCACAACGACUUUGUUGCUAUCCUGGACCUUCCAGAAGGAGAGCACCAGUACAAAUUUUUUGUGGAUGGCCAGUGGGUCCAUGAUCCAUCUGAGCCUGUGGUUACCAGCCAGAUGGGGACAAUAAACAACCUCAUCCACGUCAAGAAGUCUGACUUCGAAGUGUUUGAUGCGUUGAAGGUGGAUUCCCUGGAGAGCUCAGAAACCUCAGGUCGGGAUUUAUCCAGCUCCCCACCAGGACCUUAUGGCCAAGAGAUGUACGUAUACCGGCCCGAGGAGCGCUUCAAAUCCCCACCCAUCCUCCCGCCUCACCUCCUCCAGGUCAUCCUCAACAAGGACACCAAUAUCUCGUGUGACCCAGCACUGCUGCCCGAGCCCAACCACGUCAUGCUCAACCACCUCUACGCGCUCUCCAUCAAGGAUGGCGUGAUGGUGCUCAGUGCCACGCACCGCUACAAGAAGAAGUACGUCACCACGCUGCUGUACAAGCCCAUCUGAGCCGGGGCCUUACACGCUCCCCACGCAGGACACCAAACGCCGCUUGUCUGCACACACUGGGCCACGGGACUGUGUGACAACUGGCCACUGGCUCCAGCCUCCAACCUGGCAGGGACACGGGCCCCAGCAACAAGCUCAGGGCCACGGGGGCCUGUGACGCUGUCCCAUCCUGCUGGCGUGGUUUAGCCCUUGGUUUCCGCCCACCUGCAGCUUCCCUUGGCUUCUGUGAGUCGCUGGGACCACUUUGCUGCUCACCAGAACAGCCCCUCCUCACGCCCAACACAAAAAGGGCUUCACCCUGCCUGUCUUCUCCAGCCUGUGAGGGCCUCAAGGUGGUCCUGGCUCUGCACCCAGUCCAGGCUCCAGGAACACAUCCUGAUCUUCCGGAGGUUGCGCUGCUGCCCUGGCAAUGAGUUUCCAAGGCCCCCUUGUCUGCUAGGGGCUCUGCGACACUCCAGCCUGGCACCUGUUCCCUGUCCCACAGCCCUGGCUGUGGGGCUGCCCCCCAGCUUUGAGGAGGGCUCUGCAGCCCCGGCCCUCUGUGAGGUUCAGCAUCGAGCCAGCAUGAUGGACGGUACAGCUGGACACAGCCAACUCUUACCUGCUGCUGUGAGAGCACCAUCAAGGACUGCACUGCCCUGUCCCCAACAUCAGCUGCUUCUGUGGGACAGGGCUGACUUUGUCACAGCCAGAGGGGCACUGGCACACGCCCACGCUGGAGGGGCCUGGGAGGAGCAGAGCCAGGCAGGCACUCCAGGACCCCGACUGCACCGCCUGCUGCCGCAGCAGUGCCAUGGAACAGGGGGUUCUCUAUUUAUUACAGUAUUUAUUGUUCUCA